GUUCCCCUGCGUGUUCAGACGGUUCAGACCACACGUUCACGUCGUGAAGCGAGAUAAAUAGUAAAUUCUUUAUAUUUCCUGAAGCAAAUUUCCAGCAUGCAUUUAACACACGAACUGGAGCUCUUUCCCGGUCACAAAGUGACUCAAAUGCUUUUCAAGGAGGUCAAAAAUGCGGCAGAGUUGAGACAGUGUGCGGUGGAGGGGAAAAUAAACGGUGCUCUGAUCAACCCAACGAUGCUGGUAAAUCCUUUCCAAGUGCUCGUAGCUGCCAACAAGGCUGUUAACUCACAGAACAAUGGGAAAAUGAAGACAAGAAGCUUAUACUCAGAAAUAAUCUUCAACCUAUCACCGACUAAUAAUAUCUCAGAGGCGUUCAAAAGGUUUGGGUGCUCUGAUGGCGAUGACUCUGUCCUGGUGGUCUUGAUUCACAACGAAGACGAGUCCCAGCUUUUAGCAGACCUCACAGCCCGGGUGAGCGGACGGCAGGUUCCAGUGGAAGAAGUUUCCUCGCUGACAGACCACGCCAAAGUCAAAAAGUUGUAUAAAGUCACUCAGGAGGAGGAGAAGAGUGGGACUCUGCUGGACGCGGUAGUAUGUAGGAUGGCUGCCAAGGACGUCAUGUAGCUGCCACAGGAAAAAGGACCGGAAAGGCAACCAUUUUUUUAUUUUGAAUUAAUUUACUCUUCCACAUUGUAAAGUCCCACAUUGUGUUUUGUGGACUAUAAAAAAAAUCAUAUUUCUCCCAUCUGAAAAUAAAAUUGUAUUUUUCAUA
This is a messenger RNA of Trematomus bernacchii (emerald rockcod), 772 nucleotides long. It is a transcript of the gene tprkb, whose product is annotated as Tp53rk binding protein. NCBI's taxonomy places the organism in Eukaryota, Metazoa, Chordata, Actinopteri, Perciformes, Nototheniidae. The record is from RefSeq and is a predicted model, not a curated record. Gene Ontology annotation, cellular component: nucleus; cytosol; EKC/KEOPS complex. Gene Ontology annotation, biological process: telomere maintenance via recombination; tRNA threonylcarbamoyladenosine modification. The coding region runs from base 97 to 624 and encodes 175 amino acids. The transcript is spliced from 4 exons.